This is a messenger RNA of Mesocricetus auratus (golden hamster), 4079 nucleotides long. RefSeq names its product collagen beta(1-O)galactosyltransferase 2 (gene Colgalt2). The record is from RefSeq and is a predicted model, not a curated record. The coding region runs from base 307 to 2184 and encodes 625 amino acids. Lineage: Eukaryota; Metazoa; Chordata; Mammalia; Rodentia; Cricetidae. The transcript is spliced from 12 exons. Gene Ontology annotation, molecular function: procollagen galactosyltransferase activity.
AGGGCCACACCUCACAGCUCCGGAGGAAGCCGCAGACCUCAGCUGUACAAGCGCAGCUCUGACUAGGGGAACUUUCCGUGGACGACCAUUCUCACAGUGGCGACCUGUCGGUCCGCGGGGCGGAGCGCAGGGCGAGCGAGCGCGAGCGGCGGGGGAGUCGGUGUGCUGGGGACUCCGGCCGGGACUGGGCGACAGCGGGUCCCGCGAGCUACAGAAGUCGGUGCCCGUGCGCGCUCCCGCCGGCUCCGGGGCAGCCGCAUCCCCGGCGCCACCGGCAGCAUCGCCGCCUCCCGCCAGCCGCGGAACAUGGCUGCACGCCGCGCCACCGUCGCCUGCGCGCUGCUGCUGCUGUCCUCCGCCCUGCUCCGCCGCGGCUGCCGGGCGCGCUUCACUGCCGAGCCCGAUUCGGAUGAGGACGGAGAGGAAACGGUGGCGUUCCCCGAGUCGCCCCUACAGAGCCCCACGGUGCUCGUGGUUGUCCUCGCCCGCAACGCCGCGCACACGCUGCCUCACUUCCUCGGCUGCCUGGAGCGGCUGGACUAUCCCAAGAGCAGGAUGGCCAUCUGGGCAGCCACUGAUCACAAUGUGGAUAAUACAACAGAAAUACUCAGGGAAUGGCUGAAAAAUGUCCAGAGGCAAUAUCACUACGUGGAGUGGAGGCCUAUGGAUGAACCAGAGUCUUACCCUGAUGAAAUUGGACCAAAGCACUGGCCAAGCUCCCGGUUUGCCCAUGUCAUGAAACUGCGACAGGCAGCCCUUCGAACUGCGAGGGAAAAAUGGUCAGACUACAUCCUGUUCAUAGAUGUCGACAAUUUCCUGACUAAUCCACAGACCCUGACCCUAAUGAUUGCAGAGAACAGAACCAUUGUGGCCCCCAUGCUGGAGUCCCGGGGCCUGUACUCUAACUUCUGGUGUGGAAUCACACCUCAGGGCUUCUAUAAGCGGACACCAGACUACCUUCAGAUUAGAGAGUGGAAGAGGAUGGGCUGCUUUCCCGUCCCCAUGGUCCACUCCACCUUCCUGAUUGACCUCAGGAAAGAGGCCUCCAACAAUCUGGCUUUCUAUCCCCCUCACCAGGACUACACCUGGACCUUUGAUGACAUCAUUGUUUUUGCCUUCUCUAGCAGGCAAGCAGGCAUCCAGAUGUACCUCUGCAACAAAGAGCACUAUGGCUACCUGCCCAUCCCUCUGAAGCCCCAUCAGACGCUGCAGGAAGACAUCGAGAACCUCAUCCAUGUGCAGAUAGAAGCAAUGAUUGACCGUCCUCCAAUGGAACCCUCUCAGUUUGUGUCCGUUGUCCCUAAGUAUCCAGACAAGAUGGGAUUUGAUGAGAUUUUCAUGAUUAACCUCAAACGCAGGAAGGACAGGCGGGACCGGAUGCUGCGCACGCUCUACGAGCAGGAGAUUGAGGUCAAGAUCGUGGAGGCCGUGGAUGGGAAGGCACUCAACACAAGCCAGCUGAAGGCAUGGAACAUUGAAAUGCUACCAGGGUACCGUGACCCCUACUCCUCCAGGCCUUUAACACGGGGCGAAAUUGGCUGCUUCCUUAGUCACUUCUCUGUCUGGAAAGAGGUUAUUGACCGGGGACUGGAGAAGACGCUCGUCAUUGAAGACGAUGUGCGUUUUGAGCAUCAGUUCAAGAAGAAACUAGUGAAGCUGAUGGAUGACAUUGACAAGGUUCAGCUGGACUGGGAACUGAUUUACAUUGGUAGGAAAAGAAUGCAAGUCAAAGAGCCAGAGAAAGCGGUGCCCAAUGUUGUAAAUCUGGUUGAAGCUGACUAUUCCUACUGGACGCUGGGCUACGCCAUCUCUUUGGAGGGAGCACAGAAGCUUGUUGGAGCGGAUCCCUUUGGGAAGAUGUUACCAGUGGAUGAGUUUCUGCCAGUCAUGUACAACAAGCAUCCUGUAGCGGAGUACAAGGAGUAUUAUGAACCCAGGGACUUGAAAGCCUUCUCUGCAGAGCCCUUGCUCAUCUACCCCACGCAUUACACAGGCCAGCCGGGCUAUCUGAGCGACACAGAAACUUCGACCAUUUGGGACAAUGAGACAGUUGCCACUGACUGGGACAGGACACAUUCCUGGAAGUCCCGCAAGCAAGGACACAUCCACAGCAAUGCCAAGAACACAGAAGCACUGCCACCACCGACUUCUCUGGACACGGUGCCUUCAAGGGACGAGCUCUGAGAGCUCCCGAGGAGUAUGGCCCACAUGAUUCAUCACUGUCUGGCUUUUCUAAAGGGCUACUUAUCUGUUUGUUCCAGGUUUUUUUGUUUGUUUCUUAGAGAGACGGCAGUCAUCUAAUCAAAGUGGUUUGAUGCAAUUGAUCAAAAUAAUAUACUUUGGAUAGUGAAGGAUGGAGAAAUUAAAAACCAAAUGCCCUGGGAUACCUUGACUGGAAUGGCUGAGUUAAACUUCAGUCCAAAUGUCCAGUUCUCACUAGCCACAGAACGCCGGUUGCCACACUGAUGUGGCAACGUGACUUGUAACUUGGUGGUCCAAGGGAUGGCACCACCAAGCUGCCCACCAGUAAGUGGGCAGUCGAAGUAGACAAGCCACAGGACCUGUUUACUCACCUGAGUGGUCCAUCUUAUGUGGCAGAUGUGACCUUGAAAAUGCCAAGUCAUCUAGGCUAUAUUUAUUGGUCUACUUUAUGUGACCUUGAAAAUUGGCCUGUGUAACAAAUGCCUGGGGUUAGGGAAGUCAAAACCAUUAAUUCAGCUUUUAUUCAGAGGAGCUCUGCCAUGAGCCUACUAAAAGUGGAUGUUUUAUUCUUGGCCUCCUUAUUCAGUGGGGUGAGUAGCUGGCUUGGGCUGAGACGUGGCUCUUGACCAUCAUGGCAGCUAGAUCUUUCAUUAAAAUGUCUAGUUUCCAUGUGGCUACAAUAUUUAGAUAUUUAUGGAAGAAGUAUCUCAGCCUUUGGCAUUUUUAUUGUGGCUUCCUGAGUCUGAUAUGUACUAUUUAUAGAGAAAACUGUAAUAUAUACAAGGUGAGGUAUGGGGUGAUCCCAGCCCUGUGCUUAGCCCCUCCCACCCUUUGUGGCACUCCUUUGCCUGGAAAGGAACUGCAGGUGUGACUUUAGCAUGUCGCCGCUAAGAGGAGGAACACAUUUCAGGCUCACAUUUGACCUUGCCUUGGACUGUCAUUAUAUUCUGAAUUAUUUAUUUUACAAAUUUGGAAAAAAAGCAUUGUCUGUAGGGUGAGGCAGGGAAAUAGGUGUCUCAGGCUCUCAUCCUGUACUGGAGGACAUCAGUGUAGACAGAUGGAUCAGGCUCUCAUCCUGUACUGGGGGACAUCAGUGUAGACAGGUGUCUCAGGCUCUCAUCCCGUACUGGGGGACAUAGUGUUGUCAGGUGUGUUCAAACAUCUGAGUUGCCUGAAUUUCUCAACGGGGCCUUUGCAGGGACGACUGCUGGUGAAAGAUUCUAACCAUUCUCCAGUGAGUCAAGGAGACCUUGGUCCACACAAUAGAUUGCAGUCAACAAUCUGCAACUUUCAAAGUCAAAAGAAUCCUAGCUACCCUUUCUCAAAAGAUGGACCCUAAAACUCCUUCCUAAUUUCUCCAUAGACUAAGUGUAUAUCAGGUGCAAUGUCUGACUGUGUCAUGGUGUCCAGAGACACAACCAGGUGUCUGAGAGCAUCUCGCUUCACCUCAGCUAGCUGGUUGUGUUGAUCUUCUCCGCUAGCUAUUCCACAGAAACAGAGAAGCCAGGCUUAUCCAAUCCCCGUUUGCCUCUUCUCAUCUGGAACAACAGGAAGAGCAUUGAGAGCUUUUAGAAAGCUUAGGCGAUUCCUGGGCCUCCUUGGGUGUUUGGUAUUUUUGUCUGUACUUUGAAUGUGUGCAAGCAUGCCUGGCUUUAACUGUGUUUUUAGAGUGUGGGAGGUGUGCUUGGAGUGGGAAGACUGGGUUGCUCUUUGUGGUGUUCUUGUUGUUUUCAUGGAGAACUUCCCCCCAUUCGCCCCGUCAGCUGGUCUGACGGACUUAAGGAUUCCCAUUCUUAAAAGACAUUGGAUUUCAAUUUUCUAGAAUUUUAGAUUAGGACCUUUUUAACUGUGAAUAAAGUUCCGGUUCUGUUUGUCCA